ACAUGGGAACGCGAUGUUUCGUCGAUAAUGAUACUAUUACGCUAUCGAACUACUGUCAUGGCAAACCAACACCGAUGCUGCCGAAUAACGAAUACAGCAGUGCAAAUAUAACGUUAGGUGAUGAAGACCAGCGAAAAAAAACACAUUAAUACAUCAACAUUAACUUGAAUAGAAUAUAAAUGACUGGGUGGUGUAACAGGUAGCAUUAAAAUGAUAGGACGGUUCAUGUUAAAUCGUGAGUGUUAAUGUUGCCUCCCGGUGGUUCAACACAGUAUCGGACAGAAAAAUUGCCACGGGAAAAAAAAUGGGGGAAUAAAACUAACUAGGCCACCAGGCCUUCGAGCCUGUGUAUUAAAGUUACCAUGGUGACACGAUGCUAGCUGGAAGUAUAGAAAGCAAAAAAAUGGAGAGAGAGAGAGAGAGAGAAGGAGAUUAAUGCCCCUGUGUGUCCCUCACUCAUCCCCGGGAGGAGUGGACGUGAUGGCCCGGUCAGUGUGCUCGCUCUCCGGAGCACUAAAGCUUGUGUUCGGCAACCGGUCGACCAGGUUUCAUGGUGCAGCGACGUUUGAUCGGAGACACAAUUCGACUCACACUGUGAGUUGUUCAGUAUAUAAAACAUGUUUUCUUAAAGGAGUUCAAGCAACAAAUACCUUAUGGCCUCAUAAGCCCCCCACCUUGUGGAAUUCAACAUGUCUUUAGGCAUGUCCACAAGAGCACCGACAUUGUUUGGUCCCACUAAUGUCCCGGCAUUGUCAUCAAGAAGCUGCAGCCUCCCCCGGCGCGGUAUGGAGGCAGGCACACUGUAACACUGAUCCCUGGUGACGGCAUCGGACCAGAGCUGGCAAAACACGUGUGUGAACUUUUCCGGUUCUGCUGUGUGCCAGUGGACUUUGAGGUUGUCGAUGUGGACUCAUCCAUGGCCUCAGAAGAUGACAUUGAUGAUGCCAUAAUGGCGAUCAGACGCAAUGGAGUAGCACUAAAAGGUAACAUUGAAACCAACCACAACCUGCCACCAUCCUACAAGUCCAGGAACAACCUGCUGCGCACCACUCUGGAUCUCUAUGCCAAUGUGAUGCACUGCCAGUCUCUACCAGGAGUGCGGACGCGACACAGAAAGAUCGACAUCAUGAUCGUGAGGGAGAACACAGAGGGCGAGUACAGCAGCCUGGAGCACGAGAAUGUACCGGGCGUUGUUGAAUGUCUGAAGAUCAUUACCAAGACGAAAUCUCUGCGCAUCGCGGAUUACGCAUUCCAAACUGCUCGGGCCAAAGGACGGCGACUAGUCACUGCUGUGCACAAGGCUAAUAUCAUGAAGUUGGGUGAUGGCCUCUUCCUGGAAUGCUGUAAAGAGGUUGCGAGCGGUUAUCCUGAAAUCUCCUUUGAGAGCAUGAUCGUGGACAACACCACCAUGCAGCUGGUUUCCAGGCCCCAGCAGUUCGAUGUGAUGGUCAUGCCCAACCUGUAUGGAAACGUCGUGAGCAAUGUGUGCGCUGGGCUCGUUGGGGGACCGGGUCUGGUGCCUGGAGCAAACUACGGAGAGAACUACGCAGUGUUUGAGACGGGCACCAGGAACACCGGGAAGAGUAUUGCUAACAGCAACACAGCCAACCCCACGGCCAUGCUGCUGGCCUCCUGCCUGCUGCUGGAUCACCUCAAGCUCCACGACUACGCCAGCAUGAUCCGCAGAGCCGUUCUCUCCACCCUCACUGAGACUAAGCUGCACACUGCUGAUCUGGGAGGCCAAGGCUCCACCUCAGAAGUGCUCCAGCGUGUCAUGAAUGCAGUUCAGAGCACCGGGCCCCGGACGCUGAGCAUGUAGAACAAACAUGUGUGCCUGUCUUUAGUUGUUCUUCAAUGCACUUUCAGAAAAACAGCAAGUUUGGGGAUUACUAUACUGAUAUAAAAUGUAAUGGGUUUUUUUUUUUUAUCUUAGUAGAGUUUCCUCUCCUCCCGACUGUUUAUGCACUUCUUUUCAGUUUACAUCCUUUACCUGAGCCAACCAUCAUGCUGUUCCCUGUGUGAGACAGACCCAAUGCUACACCUGUUUUCUGUUACACCCAAUCCUUUACAUGUUUAUUAGUUGUUUAAUGUAUUUAGUAUGACGUGAAACCAGUUAUAUUUCAUACGUUUAAUUUAUUUCAUCCAAACAGAUGUUUUACUACUGAAUGUAGUAGGCAUUGAUGAAGUUAGUAAAGACAAUAAAAUCCAUGUCCCCGUA
Molecule: messenger RNA, 2218 nt
Organism: Gasterosteus aculeatus aculeatus (three-spined stickleback)
Lineage: Eukaryota; Metazoa; Chordata; Actinopteri; Perciformes; Gasterosteidae
Product: isocitrate dehydrogenase [NAD] subunit gamma, mitochondrial
Biological process (GO): tricarboxylic acid cycle; isocitrate metabolic process
Cellular component (GO): mitochondrion
Molecular function (GO): oxidoreductase activity, acting on the CH-OH group of donors, NAD or NADP as acceptor; NAD binding; magnesium ion binding
Source: RefSeq, a predicted model, not a curated record